CGCCAUGGAAACUGCGUUACGCUCCGGGCACCCGGAGAAGAAAACAAGAGUGAGUGAGUGGAGUCCUCAUUUCAGCACCGAGCGCCUCGUGGACAGCGCCCGGGUGAAGUGGAACCCCAUCACAUGUCUGGUCAGGUACAGAGCCGCAUGCAGAAGCAGCAGCGAGCCUCGCCAGCCUGGGUCGAGACUUCCCAAAUUAAAAUCAACACUCUCCUCAGCCCAUCUCAGCGUGACUCAGGGUGGUUCCACGCGGUUUGAUCCCAACAGCGAGAACAGGAGCCAGUGGCUCUGCUACAGCAACAGCAGCAUGUCUGAAUUCAAAUCCAGUCAGCGGUUCCACAGCCUGAAGCCUGAGCAAGUGGCAGUUCUCCAUCAGGUUCUAUCAGACAUUGUUCCCAUCCACGGCCGUGGGAACUUUCCAACACUGAAGCUUCGUCCUCGAGACAUCAUCAUUGCUGUACGGGCUAGUCUGCAGAAGCAGGGGAUCAUGGUGAGAGACGUGCGUUUAAAUGGCUCCACAGCCAGCCAUGUUCUGGUUCAAGAUAACAGAAUGAGCUACAAAGACCUGGAUAUCAUUUUUGGGGUGGAGCUGCCCAGUCAGGAAGAGUUCCAGGUGAUCAAAGAGUCCGUACUUGGUUGCUUGCUGAACUGCCUGCCAGCAGAGGUCAACAGAGAGAGGAUCAGCAGUGCAACGAUGAAAGAGGCCUAUGUCCAGAAGAUGGUCAAAGUCUUUAAUGACCAGGACCGCUGGAGCCUCAUCUCAUUGUCAAACAACAGCGGCAAAAACCUGGAGCUCAAAUUUGUAAGCAUGCUGAGGAGGCAGUUUGAGUUCAGCGUUGAUUCCUUCCAAAUCAUUUUGGAUCGUCUUCUUGAAUCCUACCUGCAGGAGUCGCAGCACAAAUAUAAUAAUGUUAUACUGAAGGACCAAGAGGCAGAGACGAAAGAUGUGUCUUCUCUGCUUAAGGCCAGCACUACAGGAAAAGACAAAACCAAAUUUAAAAAUGUAUCCCUUUUAGAGAAAGGGGCUUACAACAGCAACACAGAGCUGAAAGAUGAGAUGCGUGGAAAAGAAAAUGCAAUACAAACGACAAAACACUCCACGCAGGAGGGAGAUAACAAAGACAAAACACCCACAGAGCUAAAAGAGCACAGAGCAAACCCUAAUGAACCCAAACUCCCUGGGCAUGCAUCUUUAAACCUGAUUGCAAUAGAGAAACAAACCACUGAAAUCAAAGAGGCUCAGUAUAAACGCAAAGAUGAGUUAUUGCCCUCAGACUCAACUGGACUAGUAUAUUUAAAUCACACUGCACCUUGUAAUGAACAGGAAGUAUUCACAGAUACUGUUGGACUGAAAAAAAAGCAACAGCCAACACCGACAGAGUCCGGAAGACUGACAGAGAACUGUAACAGCAAAGAAUCAUCCGAGAAAAAAAAGACCUCGAGGUCUGUGUGUUUGUAUAACCCAGAUGUCGACGCAUCACAAGUAAGGGCAGACGACAGUGUAGAGGAUGAAAAAAAAAUUAAAAUUGAUGUAGUGAUAGAUGCCAAGAUUAAAGGGGACAUGGAAAAAGGUGGAAUUUCAAAUGAAGUUUUAACACCGGAAGAAAAGCCAGACCAUAGGCAGGCUGAUGAAUGUGUUUGCGCCAUCGCCGUCACACCGCUUUCAUACAACAACACACUCGAAACACAGAGCACAGUACAGAUUGAAAAAUCACCUGACAAACCUGACAACACCGCGGAUACUCAGGACACACCUGCACCACCCGGCCUUGUUUCUGACAAAAAGACCUGCUGUCCUCCUUUUUGUAAGAGCUCAGAAAGACUCCCUCAUAUGGUGGUGCUAAAGCACUCGUCUCCAAAACCCCCACGUAGGAUGUGUAAAAAGGUUACCACCAUUCCUUACCCUGGCCCAGCUUUCAAGAGUGACUCCAAAACAGAUUCCAGUUUACAUCCAAACUCUUCCCCAGAUGAACCUGAUCUUAAUGGAGAGCUAAGACCAAAGCCCAGUCUUUUUACAGCGACUGGUUUAGACCCCACAACAAUCACAAUCUUGACUACAACAAGCCCUAGGCCUGAAAGCAACCCAAACAGUGACCUUUCAUCCAAUCUGGACUUCCCCUCCACUCCUGAUCCCGCCCCUGAUUCUGUUUCUAUUCUACCUCAGGAGCCAGAAUCGUCUCAUUUAAUCACUGAGUGUUUGUUUGUGACUGACAUUCAAAGCCAGGAGGAGAGACAACAAUUGCCUGAGCAAAGGCAGUCUUCCCCUACAAAUACUGCUCUGCAACUGAAACAAACAGAAUCCCCCAAUAGCCCGGAUUCAUUAGUUUCACACAUUGAUGAAUCCUGCUCAAAUGCUGAACAGGCCACACAUACCUCAGAAGCUGAAACCAAUGAUGAAGAGGAGAACAGGGAAUCAUUGGCCAAAUUAGAUCAGCCAAAUGGCAGCAAUGAAAAGACCACAACCCUACAAGAGACCCCUCCACCUCACUCACCUUCCUCCUCCCGCAGUAUCACCCCCCUUGUUUCUUGUCUUUCCCUCCCUGUACUCAGUUUCUCACCUCCCCGCUUCACCCCUUCACCCCCAAGUCUCAGCCCUCCACCAUGUGUGACUCCUCCCUCUCACUGCCUCCCGUCUGCGAUGCUAGACACUGCCAGCCCUGUGACCAGUUGCGGUUCUCCGCCCUUGAGCUUGAGCCCGACCUCAUCCUGCAUCAGUUCACCUGCUUACCUCACCCCACCUAUGCUUAGCCUCAGCCCUCCCCCUGUCUGUCCAACUCCUCCUUCUCCGUGCCUCAGCCCUCCCCUUCUCUGCUUCACUCCUCCAGUGGAAUCAGAGGAACCCAUGUUUCCGAUAUCCUCAGAUACAGGGCCUUUGAUAGACAAGUCAGACAAUGAUGAACAGAUUGUGGAGCCCUCUACAGUGCACGGAGACCCUGUCCUGCAACUUGAGGAUAAAAUAGAGCAGACUUACGUUUCUUUGUUGACUCAGGAUCCAGAGCCUGCCUCUUUUCCAAUCACACUUCCAAGUGCAACCUCACAUGCACUUCCACAGUCUCAGUGUGGAGAACCAACUGAACAUGCCCCCCAAAACACAGAUGAAGCAUUUAGCCCUUUGUCUGAGAACAAGGAGGCCCAGAAAACAACUGCAGACAUCACUGAAGAGAGCUCAGCUCUGCAAGCAGCAGGCUGUGUCCCUACUGUCGAGGUCCUGGCUGAGAGCAUGUAUGGUGACUUUGAGGCUGCCAUGGCCCACCUGCGCUAUCGCUUAAUUGCUACAAGGAAUCCUGAGGAGAUUCGAGGUGGCGGCUUGUUGAAAUACAGUAACCUACUGGUCAGGGAUUAUCGACCGGCUAGUGAGACUCAAAUAAAGACACUGGAGCGAUACAUGUGCUCACGCUUUUUCAUUGAUUUCCCUGACGUGCAGGAGCAGCAGAGGAAGAUCCUAUCCUACUUGAAGAAUCACUUCAUUGGUGAGGAGAGAAGCAAGUAUCAGUACCUAAUGACACUACGUCGUGUGGUUGACGACAGCACAGUGUGUCUGAUGGGCCAUGAGAGGCGUCAGACUCUCAACAUGAUCACAGUGCUGGCACUGAAGGUUCUAGGAGAACAGAACAUUAUCCCCAACACGGACCAUGUCACAUGCUUCUAUCAGCCUGCUCCGUACCUUGCAGAGCACAACACCCCCUAUAUAACAGAACCCAAUUACUGCAGCUACUACAUACCCCAAGGGGGAUCGACUCUACUUUACCAACCAUACCCCUUGCACUUGCACACACAGACGGGACUAGUUUAACUGUAAAGCAAACAUGCAUGACUAGCUAUACAAAACACACAGCAAAGGGAAAACCUGCUUGCAUGAGCGAGGAGCUGGAGAAUAGAAAUACCGUUUGGCCUAUAACCAACUUUUCGGGAGUGCAAGGGGUUGUACUUCCAUUUGUACUCUUAAGUUCAAACAAAAAAUGUAGUAAUGAUGAAAAAGAAAAUCUAGUAUUUUUCCUGAAAAUGCUGUGCACCAAUGACUCAACUCUUUGGUAUCCCUGGGACCAAAGACGGGUUUCUGACCUUCACGGACAUACAGAUGUACCUCCAGGUUUUUUGAUUCCUGUGUGUUCUUCUCCUGUUCUUACUGUGCAGUUCUUAAUACGUUUAGAAUGUGGACCUUGCCUGUGAUUAAUAUUGUAGUCCAUCAUGGGACUGUUCUCUCACUGCCAAAUACUGUGUGACUAUGUUCCUGAGACAGUUUAAUGUAACUUUGUUUUUCAUUUACUGAAGAUUUAAUUUUGAAUAAUUAUACAAAGGUGGAUUCAUCAGUUAGUGAAGUGUUAUAUUACAUCUACAUGCAUGCACACAUACUGCAUGAACACAUAUUGUAAAAUGUAUGGGAAGCCAGUCAAUGCAUGAGCAGCUAGAUUAACCGUACAUACAGUAUAUGACACAAUGCAAAGGCUUUUAAUUUAAUAGAAAUAUAUAUAUUUUUGCAAGACUUUCCAAGAUAAUACUCAGAGGCAAUCCUAGUGGUUCUUCAUAAAGCCUUUGCAAAAGACUGUACAGCAUAUAGGUUACAGUAUGUUGUGUGUGAAUUACAAUCCAUCAUUUUCAGGUAAACUGUGAGAAAAUAUGAUGGAUUCCUCUUGUUUGUGGAGUCCUAUAUGUAGUCAUGUGACCUACUGGAUGAUUUAGUUUACUCUACACAGGUGGUCAGGUUAUAACAAUCUUUUGGUCAUUUCUAAGCAUGGCUGAGGUAGAAGCAACUGCCUUUCAACUACUGACUCUUCUCAGAAUUAAUCAGUAUUCACGAUAUACAUGAUACAAUUCCAGAACAAUUUUAACCUAGUUUGAAUCUAAUUUAAAGCAACAGCAACUAUGACCAAAGAUGGUUGCAUUAAGUGCCUCAAUGGAAGAAAUACCUUUAUCUUACUGCAAUGGGGGUGUUUCAUAUAGGUCUGGACCUGGGUUGUAGGUUUUGUUUAAUUGUUGACCCCCAUCACUGCUGACCAUGUUGAUGUCUUCUUUAAUGUACUCAUUUGUUGUAGUUUAUUCAUGUACA
Phycodurus eques (leafy seadragon) is the source of this 5047-nucleotide messenger RNA. RefSeq lists its product as uncharacterized. Gene Ontology annotation, biological process: mRNA stabilization. The record is from RefSeq and is a predicted model, not a curated record. The coding region runs from base 5 to 3793 and encodes 1262 amino acids. The transcript has 3 exons. NCBI's taxonomy places the organism in Eukaryota, Metazoa, Chordata, Actinopteri, Syngnathiformes, Syngnathidae. Gene Ontology annotation, molecular function: RNA binding; poly(A) RNA polymerase activity.